Podarcis lilfordi (Lilford's wall lizard) is the source of this 19138-nucleotide messenger RNA. The record is from the annotation of a GenBank genome assembly. Lineage: Eukaryota; Metazoa; Chordata; Lepidosauria; Squamata; Lacertidae.
AGGGCAUUUCCCCGUUCCCUCACUUUGCCUUCAAAGCAAGGAGAAAACACACACACACGUUCAAAAGUAGGUCUCUAAUUUUUGUUGUCUUGCUGGCUAAUUCUGAGUACUCUGUCAAUUUUGCCAUUCCUCUGUUGAUGGGAUUGUUUGUUCUUUCCUCUUUUGUGCAUAUAGUAUCGUUGCAGCUGUAGUGGCAUAAAGGAAGAGAUUGAGUACCUUCUUAGGAAUAUCAACAUUUGUUAUUCCUAAUAAGAAGGCUUCUGGUCUUUUGGGGAAAGUUAUUUUGAGCAUCUUUUUUUAGUUCUUCAUAAACCGUUUCCCAGUAGGGUGUGUUGUUGUUGUUGUUGUUGUUGUUGUUGUUGUUGUUGUUGUUUUGCCAACUUACACUUCCACCACAUAAGGGACUAGGUGGCAUUGUAGUCUAAACCACUGAGCCUCUUGGGCUUGCCGAUCAGAAGGUUGGCAGUUCGAAUCCGCUUGACAGUGUGAGCUCCUGUUGCUCCAUCCCAGUUUCUACCAAACUAGCAGUUCAAAAGCACACCAGUGCAAGUAGAUUAAUAGGUACCACUGCGACGGGAAGGCAAACAGCAUUUCUGUGCACUCUGGUUUCCGUUACAGUGUUCUGUUGUGCCAGAAGAGGCUUAGUCAUACUGGCCACAUGACCCGGAAAGCUGUCUGUGGACAAACGCCGGCUCCCUCAGCCUGAAAGCGAAAUGAGCACCGCACCCCAUAGUCACCUUUGACUGGACUUAACUGUCCAGGGGUCCUUUACCUUUACCCUUACUUUUUACCACCACAAAAGAGAAAAGGUGUUUUCUAUCUCUUGGCACUUCCAGCAAAGAUUUAAUCCUUUUUUGUACAGAGUUUGCUGAGAGUUAGAUACCAUCUAUACAGCAUCCUAAAUAAAUAAUGUUUCCUAAAUAAAUAAAUUUUCCUUUAGGGUAUAACACACCAAUAAGUUCAUUGUUGUUUUCCUUUCCCACAGGGUUAUCUCAAUAUUAUAACCUAUGUUGAUUGCCCAGUGUGUUAUUGCUUUCAUCAAUUCAUCCUUUGUUUCCCACUCAAGGAUAAUUUUAUAUAUUUUGAUAUUAGUUUCUCUUUGCUUCCCAGUAGGGCUUUUUCGAAUUCUGACCCUUCUUCUAAAAAUCCUUUCAGUUUAUCUUCUUUGAACCUCUUGUGCAGCUAAUGGUGUUGAAACCAGCCCAUAAUCCAUUCCUGCAGAUCUUCUCUUUUCCUGAGUACCACUUUUCAAAUUCAAUAAGCUCUUUAUAUAUACUCCAAUUAUUCCUCGUAUUUAUUUUCUUUAUAGCGAUUGCUUCAAUGAGGGAUUUUCCUUUCAAGAAGAUCCUUCCACGAACUCUAUGAGUUUGAGUAGCCGCUGUUCUUUUGUUGGCAUGCUUUCCUUCUUCCAAGUCCUUGCAUAUACAAUUCUUGCGGCUGCUGUUGCAUAUAAAACAGAUUCUGAGCCUUCUUAGGUAUUUCCUCUCCUACUAUGGUCAGUAGAAAGGCUUUGGGUUUCUUAGAGAAUGGAAAUUUGAACUUUUUUUUUAAUUCCUCAUAUACCGUGUCCCAAUGCUUUUUGGAGUGUUUACAUUGCCACCCUAUGUGGAUCAGAGAGUCUUCUGCCUCAAAACACUUCCAACAAAGAUUGGCAAGUUUAGAUGGUGUAAGAUACCAUCUUUUUUAUUGUUGUUGUUGUUUAGUUGUUUAGUCAUGUCCGACUCUUCGUGACCCCAUGGACCAGAGCACGCCAGGCACUCCUGUCUUCCACUGCCUCCCGCAGUUUGGUCAAACUCAUGUUUGUAGCUUCGAGAACACUGUCCAACAUCUCGUCCUCUGUCAUCCCCUUCUCCUACAGUUAUUCGAAGCAGAGAAUAAAAAAGAACUUACCUAAAUUCAACUUCCUAUCAUGUGAAGACCUUCCUUAUCUGACCUACAAAGGUUAAAUUUGAUUAGCUGAACUUUUCACUUGUACACUGGACUUUCAGACCUUGUGCAAUUGCUCAUUUGCAGUAUUAAAGCCCUUGCAUACCUUUUAAGAUAACUCUAUUAAUAAUGGCACAUCAUGUUCCUACAGUGAUUCAAAGCAGAGAAUAAAUAUAAAAGAACAAAGGCGAAAUAAAGAAACCAGCAGAGGCAAGAACACCGCCAGUCUGCAGAGCAAGAGUUGGGGAGAGACCCAAAACAGAGGGAAGGGGAAGCUUCCAAUGGCUGGGAUCGCAGCUUCCAUCUCUUGGCUGGGGAGCCAACUGUCCUGCUGCCACAACAACCUCCCAGCUCUGGCCUUGUCUCUCCUACUACUUGCUCUGCUGCUUGAUUAUGUCAAGCGGAGGAAGAGAAGCAGCCGCUGGCCGCCAGGACCCACGCCUCUGCCUUUCAUUGGGAACUUGCUACUGCUAGAUGUAAAGAACCCACACAAAUCUGUUCAAGAUGUAAGUACUGGCUGCACCAUCUAUGAGGACACUGCAUGCUACUGAAUGAUUGCAUUAGCCAAGCUCUUAGUAUUAUUUAAUUAGUUAGCCAGCUAGUUAUUACCUGUUCUUCAGCCUAAGGCUACAGGGCAGGUAGUGGCUGUACUAGAAUCCCGACCCCCUCCAUAAUAUUGCACAAUAUUCCGCUACAGUUUUUGUUCUCAUUAAAUUGAUGCAGAUUGGUGAACCAACGACCCCCUGGUGGGCAGCUCCACUUGAAAUGAUUUCAAUAAAAAAGAAAAAUGUGGAAAAACUAGGGGUAACAUACAAACAGCAUUUCAAGGGAAGAGCAAGGCCAAUUACAAUUGAAACCAUAUGAAGAACUUAAACAGUUUUGUAACACCUGGCUACAAUAUCAUCAAUUAUAUGACAAAUUUAACUCUGACAAUAAAAUAGGUUUCCAAAAAGAAGAAUCCAGAUUCCAGAUAGAACUUUUGAACAAUCCCAAAAAAUAUCUAUCAAAAAUGUAUAAUUUAUUACUUGAAUGGGAACUCAAAAAUGAACAUAUUAAAGAAGUAAUGAUCAAGUGGGACAGGAUUUUAGAUACGUGAUUUCAUUAGAUCAUUGGGAAAAACUUUGGAAAUCAGAUAUUAAUUUCACCGCAUGCAUUACUAUCAAAGAAAAUAUUAUGAAGAUGUUUUACAGGUGGUACUUAAUCCCUGUAAAACUGGCUAAAAUUUAUAAACUAACAUCAAAUCUGUGUUGGAGAUAAAAGGUAUCAGAGAGAUCCUUAUAUCAUGUAUGGUGGGGAUGUGAUAAAAUUUUUAAAAAUUGGGGAAAUAUACACGAGGAACUGAAAAAAAUGUUUAAAACAACAAUUGGUAAGAAGACAGAAACAUUCCUUUUAGGAAUUAUAACAAAUGACAUCCCAAACGACAUGAAGAGAAACUUUUUAUAUGCAACAGCUGUCGCAAGAUUAUUGAUUGCAAAAAAUUGGAAAUCAGAAGAAGUACCAACAUUGAAAGAUUGGCAAUAUAAAUUUUUUGAAAUGAUUGAAUUAGCAAAAAUGCUGGCAACAAUUAGAAUGCAAUCUAAUCAAAAUCUCAAACAGGAAUGGAAAUGUGUAGAAGAAUGCAUGACCAAAAGAUGCUUCAACAAGCAUUAACUGAUAUGUAUAGACUGAUUUCACAAAGUUAAGUUAAGCUAAGCAGAUAUAUAAGAUUGAAUGUUUAAUUAUUAAGAUACAAAAUUACAAUCUCAAUAAUAAUAAUAACACGGAAGUCACGCACGGGUGGAGGGAAGACACAGGGCAAGAAAUAAGAAAUGGAUAAAUGUUGGUACAUAAUGAAAUGUGAAAAUGUGAAUUUACAAAUAUAAUGUAUAUGUAUCGAUAUGUAAAGAUUGCAUAUAUGUAUUGCAACAUUAAAAUAAAUAAAUUAUGUGCAAAAAAAUUUUUUGAUGCAGAUUGGCAAACACACACACACACACACACAGAGAGAGAGAGAGAGAGAGAGAGAAUUUAUUUUUGACACAGCCCUGCUACCAAUGUUCAAUGGCCUGCCCAAGACACUAAUACCAUACAGUGGUGGCUUUAGUCUGAGAGAAUUAGGAUUACGGUAAUAAGGAGAGCUUUCAUUUAAAUUUGGCUUUGCGUUGUUACAUUGGUCUUUUUAUGAACCAUUUUUAAAAGUCCCCAAGGGUUUCUUAGUUUACAUGAUGCAUUUUCACUCCUCCUCAACCAAAAGGAAGCAGUCUGUAGUGUGCACAACAGCAACCCCAGUGUCUGAUCACCCCUGCCGCCUCCCAGCCACCAAGUGAGGCUCUCCACCUCCUCCCUGCCCAGAGCAAUGCAAAGAGGGCAGAGAUGGAAGGGAAGGGCUUUGCUAGCGCCAGGGGCGUAGCUAGCUACUCCGGCACCCGAAGCAGCAUGGGCUGGGUGAGCCUUCCAUGGGGGCACCGCGGUCAUCCAUGCACGGGGUCGGCACGGCCAUCCGCCCAGGGUGGUGGUGCGGUGAGCUGCCCACGGAGUCUGCCUGGCAGACGCAAGCCCCACCUGGAACAGAAUAAGAUUCAGGAGAGGAGGUGCUAGUCUGCUGUUGUCAGGUGAAAGUUCAUGAGUAGAACAACCUGAUAGGGCUGAUCUUUCAUCAGAGUUUGUGGAGGCCCUGAUCCCUUCCCACACCAUCUCUUCUUCUAUGGAGAAGUGAAUGUUUAUUAUUACGGCUAAACAGCCAGCGUAGUAAAACCAAAAUUUCAGCAUCAUUUUUACAUAAACAUUAAAACAAUCUAAGUGGAAUUUAACAAUCCAUAUACUAAUUAAAUAGAUUUAAAAUAUGUAUCCGAGGAAAUAUAAACUCCAUUACAAGUUUUUUUUUUAAAAUAAAUAAAAGAAUUUGACUGUGAGCUGUGUCAAUAUAUGACUGUUUGUGGAGCUGUAUAAUCUUUUGCUUUUGUUGACUUAUGGCUAUUGCACAAGGAAGUCUGCAGUGGAAAAGAACUUGGCACACAGUUUCAACGUGACCGCUCUUACAUGGGCAGAACUUCUUGCCGUGGGGAAUCUUUUUGUAUCUGCCUUCCAAUAGUGCGGAUGUCAAGACAUUGAAUUUGGCUUGCGUAAAUGCCUUUCUAAAUUUGGGGGUGACCAAGUUUGACAAAUAAUUGGGAAGUGCUAGGGCCAUUUUGUUUGUCCAAAGUGUGGUAUAUACCUCAGCUUGCGCUAAAUGGUUUUGUAGUUUGGUAUCUCUAAUUCUCAUUGAAAUGUUCAUUUUUGCUUGGGUGCUCCUCUCUCCCCCCCUCUCUCUCUACCCUGAGAAAACUAGUCUUUCUGUAUAUAUAUUCUGGCGAAAUGAUUAAACACCUCAAGCCUAAAAUAUGUCUGUGCUUUCUGGAAUUUCCCAUAUAUAUUGUGCUGCAACAUUAUACCUUCCCUACUUUUAUUGUCCUUUCCCCCUGGAUAAUUUUCUCCCUUUCCUUCCUAUUGAUCAAAGCUGGAAAAAAAGUUUGGACCAGUCAUCUCUCUGCAGUUUGGAUGGCGAAAUAUGGUCAUCCUGAGUGGGUUCAAGACGAUAAAGGAGGCCCUGGGACAAAACCCUGAGAACUUUGUUGACCGACCAGAAGUUCCACUGUUCAGUCUACUAAACCGUGGAAAGAAUUGUGGAGGUGAGUACAGUGGUGCCUUGCAAGACGAAAUUAAUUCGUUCCACGAGUUUUUUCGUCUAGCGAAUUUUUCGUCUUGCGAAGCACGAAAUCCCAUAGGAAUGCAUUGAAAUUCAAUUAAUGCGUUCCUAUGGUCAAAAAAAGUCCAAACAAAGCCAAAUUUGGUACAACAAGAGUUUAUUAAGUGCUCUUUAAAGUCACACAUACUGUAAAGAGCAUUUCAAAAACUGAAGGAACAAUAAAUUCAAAAAUUGAAGGAACAAUAAAAAUCAUAAAAAUUCAGAAAAAAACCACACAAGCUUCCAGAUUCUUGCAAACCCCUCCUCAACUGUUCCCCCAGCCACCCACCACACAGAAAUUCAAAUCCAGAAUUUUUUUAAAAAACAGCAGAGUGGCCCAAUGGUCACAGAAAAUCAUAAAAAUGCAGAAAAAAACACACAAGCUUCCAGAUUCUUGCAAACCCCUCCUCAACUGUUCCCCCAGCCACCCAUCACACAGAAAUUCAAACCCAGAAUUAUUUUUUUAAAAAAACCAACAUGGCCCAAUGGUCACAGAAAAUCAUAAAAAUUCAAAAAAAACCACACAAGCUCCCAGAUUCUUGCAAACCCCUCCUCAACUGUUCCCCCAGCCACCCACCACACAGAAAUUAAAACCCAGAAUUUUUUUUAAAAAACAGCAGAGUGGCCCAAUGGUCACAAAAAAUCAGAAAAAUGCAGAAAAAAAACACACAAGCUUCCAGAUUCUUGCAAACCCCUCCCCAACACCAAGUCCUUGAAUUCCAAACACCCCAACCCAAAAUCCAAAACCCCCCAAAAAAGUUUUAAAAGUUUAACUUACCAAAUGGCUGCAAAAGAAGUUUUGGAAAAGCUUCAAAAAUCGCCAAAGUCUUCAAAAACCUCAAAAAAAGGCUACCACACCGCGUGCUAUGAGUUGCUCCUCGAAGUCAAGUCGCAACUGCACCUCUUCAAGCAAUGCACCUUGGGUAUUAACGGUUUUACGAAAAAGGAAACAAAUUUGCAAGACGUUUUCGUCUUGCGAAGCAAGCCCAUAGGGAAAUUCGUCUUGCGAAGCAGCUCAAAAACCGCAAAACCCUUUCGUCUAGCGAGUUUUUCGUCUUGCGAGGCAUUCGUCUUGCGGGGCACCACUGUAUAGCUGAUACCCUGAUGGACUGGAUAAGAAGCAGUAGAGUUGGAGAAACAGGCAGGAAGUGACCAGGCAUGCAAGUGGGCCAGGAUGGCACCUCAGGUGGUAAGUGAAAGACUCUGUUGCCUGGGAGAAGAUGCAUAUUCAUGUGACGUGGCAGGAGGUUUUUGAGAAACUUCUUCUUCUUAAACUUGCCUGUAAACAACUAAGUAGGGUCAGGAAGGUAGACUAGAGGUGUUUGUGGGUUUAUUUGCAAAGUCAGCCAGACUGUUCUACAGGACAGCUAUCAUCUGCUGGUUGUGUGUCAGCAUAAGAUGGAAGGCAGCCCAGUGGAAUGUUCACAGACAUUGUUUAGUCUCUGCAGUUGUCAAUCGAGUCCGAAGGCCAGAAAAAUGGGCCAGCAGUUUAAUGGGGACUCUACCAUUCUUCACUUGUAAAAACAACAACAAAUUAAGCAAAGCAAAGAAUUAACUUUGGAAUGUUUCUUUGGGCAACUUGUCAUGUUAUUAUAUUUUAUAUUAUUUUAUAUUAUUUUAUAUUAUUUUAUAUUAUUUUAUAUUAUUUUAUAUUAUUUUAUAUUAUUUUAUAUCCUCCAGGAAUAGGAUUUGCAACAUGCGACAAUGGCUGGAGGGAGCAGAGGCGAUUCAUUGUCUCCACCCUCAAGAAUUUUGGGAUGGGGAAGAAAACGCUUGAAAAAAGAGUGUCUGAAGAAGCUGGAUAUUUGUGUUCUGAGUUCAAAUCCAAAGAAGGUACAUCUCAUUCCUGGGGACUUUUUCCCUGCUAUGGGAUCUCACUUGAUGCAAAGCAUGAGGAGCACUCUAUACUUUAUACAGAAACUAACUCCCAUCUCCAAAGCUUCUCAUACAGUGGUACCUCCGUUACGAACUUAAUUUGUUCCGGAGGUCCAUUCUUAACCCGAAACUGUUCUUAACCUGAGGCGCACUUUUGCUAAUGGGGCCUCCUGCUGCCGCAGCACUGCCAGCAUGCAACUUCCGCUCGCAUUCCGGGGCAAAGUUCACUACCCAGAACACCUACUUCUGGGUUAGCAGCGCUCAUUACCCAAAGUGUUUGUAAGGAGGAUGGUACAUAACCCGAGGUUCCACUGUAUUUAAUUUUUGAAGCAUGUAAAAUGAUUACUAAUAAUCUUGUGGCACUAUAAAGAAUGCAAAAAUUAUUAUGGCAUAAGCUUUCAUGGACUAGAAUUCUCUUUAUGAGAUGUACUGAGUGAAAACCUAAAUUACUUGUGUGGUAGCAAAGGAAUUGGUGCUCCAAGCAUGAAGUGUGGACAUUUCAGGACAUCUCUGCAACCCUUUAGCUCAUCCAGUAUGCAAAAUAAUGUAAGCACUAUAACCAGGUGUUCUGGAGUCCAGAAUCUGAGGGACCUCAAAUUAUUUUCCAUGUAGCAGUACUGGCAGCAGCGCAGCUGAUUCCCUUUCAGGUCCUCCUCAGAUCUUGCUGUCAUGAGAAAGGACUGGAAGAAAGUGGGAGAGGUUGGUGGUUGAGAGAUAUGAAGUUGCUCAUUUUAGCCAGUCAGCCCCUCUGUCCCAAUCCCCCCCGCAAUGUCCUACUUCUAUUAUUCAACUUUAAGAGGAGUAGUGCCUCUGCUGGGGAAAGCUCAGCUGCCGUGUGUGGCUCCUAGAAGCUGUCAGCAUGCGAUAGCAGCCGCAGCCCAGGAAUGGCUUCAAAUGGGUGGCUAAGCAAGGUGAGGGUAGCCAAUGGGUCUUUCACUCUUGGUGAGUUAGGGGCUUUCAUUGCAUGCAAAGAUAGGCUCUGGCAGACUGAAUGGAUGAGACCAAUAGUGGAUCCAACAGUCAAGAAGGGGUGUGUGUGUGUGUAUGUAUAUAUGUGUGUGUGUGUGUGUGUGUGUGUGUGUGUGUGUAUGAUGUCCAGUAGCACCUUAGAGACCAACUAAAUUGUUCUUGGUAUAAGCUUUCAUGUGCAUGCACACUUCUUCUGAUACACUGAAGCAGAAGUCACCAGACCCUUAUAUAUAGUGGGAGGGUGGGGUUUUUCUCAGGAGGGUAGUAGGAGAUGGAUGAUUGACUCAAUGGGUAUGGUACACCUUUGGACAACUGUUAACGACUGCAAUUAGUCCUACAGGAAAAAGCAAGGGAUAGUAUGCAGAUGAUUAGCAUAUGUAAUGAGACAGGAAUCCAAUAUCUCUAUUAAGACCAGGCCUCGCCAUAGUUUUCAGUUUAAUGAUAGGUUGUAAUUCAGCAACUUCUCUUUCAAGUCUGUUUCUUUAUAGAGAUAUUGGAUUUCUGUCUCAUUCCCUUGCUUUUUCCUGUGGAGCCGCUAAGAUGGCUGGAUGGUGCUUUAUACGCCUCCUUCUGGCAACUACUGCAGGCCGGCUGGUGCCAAAUGUAUUGCUCUGCUUUCCUUCACAUCAGUGACGCCAAGAGGCGAGUUUUGUCGUCUGGGCAGCCCAGGAUCUCCAUGCAAACUGCUCAGGAUUCUGCUCCAGGGAACACAGUGGUUUGACUUCACCCCUGGAGGCACACUCCAUUCUCUCUCGAGACAGACAAUGCCAACAACAACAUCCAUGUUAUGUAGCAAAGGAUCUCAGGAAUUUACAGUCCCAUUUAUUGAAAGGGUAAAUAAUUUAUAGGUGGUGGAGUACAGCUUCCAACAUUCCCAUAUCCUGGCUAUGGCUAAUGGGAAUUGAAGCCAAAAAUACCUGGAGGAUAGCAAGUUAUGGAAGGCCAACCUCAACAAUGGCUGUUUAAUGAAGAAUGGGCAAUAUAUGACAACAUACUUCUGAUCUGCUCCUUGUUCUUACAUCUCAUCCAGGUUCUCCUUUUGACCCACAAAUCCUCAUCUACAGGGCUGUUAGUAAUAUCUUCUGCACUCUAGCAUUUGGUGACCGCUUUGAAUACAGUGACAAUACAUUCCUGAAGCUAAUGCAUGUGACUGAGGAAUUCAUGAAGGAAACAAUCAGAAAUUUGCCCCAGGUACCUUCAUGAGUUUGUCUGGGCAUUAAAAGGAAACAGCCAUUUGAAGUGUAUGUUUUGUGUGACUACCACAUCCGAGUUAUGGAGCAUCCCCACUAAGGUGCUUAUCUGAAUCAAUCACUUCAGCAUAUCUUUAAAUCCUGGUAUUCUUAAAGAAAAAAGAAGAGGAACACAAGCUAAAAACCAAGACAGCAAGAUUAAAACACGAACAUAGGUAAUCAAAAGUUAAAAGUGAUUUAUGAAAAAUUAUUAGAGGCAGAAAAACCUAUUACAAAUAACUUCAGAAAGAAAUUAGAAGGACAAUUCCAUUCAUUAAAAAAGAUAAUUGUCAAUAUGCUACUAACAAGCAUUAAUUAAAGCAGGGGUGCAAAAUGAUAAUGAACAAAAUAAUAAAGGUAUCAGAUUACAGUAAAUGGUAGGAAUUAGCAUCCACUAGUAUUUGGACAGAUGUUGGAAAAGCUUUUGAUAGGAUGAAGUGCAUUACCAUUUUCGUGUGAUGAAGAAAUAUGGGUUUGGUGCAAAAUUCAGCUAUGUUUUACUCAGAAUUGACUCACUUAAAGAACAUGAGUAAAACUGGUCUAUUGAACUCAGUAGGUUUACUCUGAGUAAACCUUAACAGAAGACCACCCUUUAUUUUAUUUCAUAAAACCUCUAAGUGGUAUUAAAAAGAUAUAUAAUAUACGGUUUAAAAGUUGGCGGAUAACUGGUAAUGACAUUGAAAGCUCUUUAUGUUUUAGGACUAGGAUAUCUGAAGGAGCUGGCUUCUCCCACUAAUGUGAGCCUACCAGCCUAUUCAGAGACCCUUGUAUCUCCUAACAUCCCCACAGAUUAUGGCUAAGAAAAGUUAAUUAUCAAUGGAUAUGCUCAGUCUCUGGAACUCUGUACCACAGGGUGGAUGUGAGGGAGGGAAUGGGAGUGAAGCUGGCAAGGAAUAAUCUCCCCAUCAGUAUGAAGAACUGACUGGUUAGGAACUACCUAUCAGAAUGCACUUUCACUUCUAGUGAAAUAUUUAUUAAAUGUCUUUUGUAUCUGAAAAGGUUGUGAUAUCUCUUCUUUCUCUGAUUUCUGCCCUGCCAGCUUAUUGCUGCAGGAUCCUGGUUGUCCUAUUUUCCUGGACCUCAUCGUAAACUGCAGAAACGCUAUGGAGAUAUUAGUAUAAUUCUAAAAGAGAUUGUGAGUGAACAUAAGAAAACCAGAGAUCCUACCUUCCCAAGAGAUUUGAUUGAUGCAUUUCUGGAGGAGAUAGAUAAGGUAGGAAGACAUUUAUAGACACAGAACCACUGGGACUUCUUUUGUAGCGUCUUCAUUAGGAUUGAUUUAUUUAGAAUUUCUGCCAUCUAAACCAUGCCAGUAAAAUUACAAGACCUGGUGGGUAAACAUCUCUAACUCUUUACCCUGACAUCAGCUUGUGCAUUUGAGUUCACCUCCUGAAUACCUUGGAGAAAAAGAUGGGAGACAAAUUAAAUAAACAAACAAGCAGUCAUUAAGCAGUUGUUUCAUAUGCCCAGACAAUGACAACCUAUGCUCUGAAACUGGUGAGUUUAUUGCUCAGUGCAAUUAUGCCAAAGAAAGAGCUAGGCUGUAUUAGAUAUUACUGUGGGAUGAGGCUGCCAUUUUUUUCAACACCCAUGUGCUUUAUGAAAUGCAGUAUUUCUCAAGAAACUGAGCAGCUUUUCCUUUAUUAUUUACUUUGCUUUGGUCAGAUAUAUACUAUUGAUAGCAAGGGGAAAGAUCAUUAGUACACACUAUUCUCUAACAAAUAUGACAUGAUAUUGUGCUAUUUCCAUGUGAGUUACUAACUUGUUCCAUUUCCUUCAGGCUAAAGGGAAACCAGAUAGCAGUUUUAAUGAGCAAAACCUUAUUAAUAUCCUUGUUGACCUGUUUAUGGCUGGCACUGAAACAAGUUCUUCCACCGUACUCUGGGGACUGUUGAACAUGGUCAAUCAUCCUGAGGUUCAGAGUAAGUGAUCAGUAUUGGGGAAGAUAGACUGAUCCCUCAUGGGGUUUUCCAAUUGAAAGGCUUACUCAUGGGCAAGUUAGCUGUGCAAUUGCUUUAGAUCUGAUUUGGAUUCAAAACUUCCACAUCAGGAGGAAGGCCAGGAUAACAAUUCAAUAAAUAAAUUACAAUUAUGAAAUGGCUCAAAAUAGAAACAAGGCAGUUGGAACCAAGCACUUGGAAAACAAAGCUGCUUUGCCUAAUAAAACUUUAUUUGUAUUUUGGAAGCUGUUUCUUUGUCCUAACUAUGUAUAACUUUGUAACAACUCUGCACUAACUCUGGAGAAUUUUUUUAAUCUGUGUCCUUAAAUGUUGAUGCUCAUAGGCUCUCAUCUGGGUAUUUUUCAAAAAGGUGGUUUUUUAUUUAUUCACAAAUAUAUCCACUUCUGAAUAGCUGAGUGCCCCUUAAGUAUGUAUGCCUUCAAACGAAUAGGCCUUUGAACACCUAAGUCUGAUGUUACUUCAUAGAAUUGUCGAGAUGGAAGGUACUCUGAGGGUCAUCUAAUUCAACCCCCUAUAAUGCAGGAAUCUUUUGCCCAAUGUGGGGCUCAAAUCUAUGCUCUCUCAACUGAGCUAUUAGUUACAGUGCAGAUUAAUGAAGAUAAAAGAAUUUGAAACAGCUGAGACGAUGUGGGAAAUGUACAUGUCUACAAUGGAGAAGAACUGCAUAGAUUAUAUAAACAAAUGAUAAACUAAACCACCACCCACCAAAGAUUGAAUCACUAUUUGGGUUAUGUGGAGGAUAUUCAGCAGACCCCUACUUGGAGCCCCAGAUUCAAAUCUGUGCUCAGCCUUAAAGCUCGCAGAGUGUCCAGGGCUGCUGAAACUUUCUAUGCAAACAACAACAACAUGCUACCAUAACAGGCUUGGAGAACUGGAAGGAUUAAGACACAUAUGCAAUGCAAUAAUACUUCUAAAUGAAUAUUUCCAGAAAGGGUCCAAGAAGAAAUUGAUGAAGAGAUAGGCAGGGUACGAUCACCUGUGAUGGAAGACCAGUUGAAGCUGCCUUAUACUUGCGCUGUGAUACAUGAAAUUCAACGAUGUGCUGAUGUUUUACCUGUUGCAACGCCAUAUAUGGUCCACAGAGAUACUGAGGUUGGCAAGUUUGUCAUUCCUAAGGUAAAUCAGAACCAGGGUGGUCACACGUGAGAGAUCUUUAUGCUAACAGUAGCAAAAGUCGAUUGAACUGGAACUCAUGGCUGCAAAGUAAAAAAAGUUGCAGGAAUUCAUACUAACUACUUACACAUCCAUUGAACAAGAGACAGACUAACUCAAAGCUGGCUAGUGCAUGCUUUAAAUAGGGAGCAAUUAUGACCGCACAGCAGGCACAAUGUGUUGCCUCUUCUGUUACCGUAAACCAGCACUGCAAACCAACCCCAAAUGUUAUGCCGGAGAAACAGCUUGUGUUAAAUUUCUAUGCUGCCAGCAGCCAUUAGUGUAAAAUGCAGCCUGGAACGAUCACACAACAUGGUCACAUAGUCAAGAAUUGCAAGGAGAGAGAACUUGGUAGGCCUAAAUGUCUAGUAUAAAACCCUUUUAAGAGUAGUGCUGGAAAUACCAGGAACCGUAGCAAAAGGAACUUUCUGUUUUUUCACAGAUGAGUAGGGAAUCCAGCACCUACUCAGGCCCAUGAAGGCCACUGGGGGAUGCUGAGCCAAUCACCUUUUCUCAGCCUAACAUACCUCAGUCGCCCUGUUAUGAGGAUGAAAUGGAGGAAGAACUACCGGUAUGCAUGCUGCCAUGAUGAUGGGAUGUAGAGGCAAUAAGUAAAUAAAUGUAAAUAAGCACAUUUCAGACAGGUACUUCAUAAGACCCAUUACUUGCAGAUUUAAAUGACAUACCUUCUUCUACAAUUGCCUUGAAUCAGAGGGGUGACUUCGUAAUGGGAAUGGAAGAAUUUCUCAAUCUGUCUUUCCCGUAGUGUCUAAUUUUUCAAAUCUUACAUUCAAUUCUCCACAUUUCUGCAAAUUGUCUUUAAGAACUUCCUGAAAAUUUACCAAAUGUGUUAACACACAUUUGUCCUGAUAAGCUCUUUCCUCCUCUCUCUCUCCUCCAUGCAGGCCUGGACUCAGCACUGGGUAUCCUUGGACUUGGCCCCCCGCUGCUGAUGUGUGCUCCAGCCACCCACAAGCUUACCUUACCAGCAGUGGAUUCUAAUCUCUUGGUUUUUCUUGCCAUUUUAGGAGACUGCUGUCUUUAAUCAUCUGUCCUCUGUGCUAAAGGAUGAGACAAUGUGGGAGAAGCCACAUGAAUUCUACCCAGAGCACUUCCUGGAUGCAAAUGGGCAGUUUGUCAAGCAAGAGGCCUUCCUACCUUUCUCUCUAGGUAAAUCCAAGAGAGGAAUGGCUGAGGUAUAAGGGGAAAGAUUACAAGCUGUCCUGUUAUCUUCCUUUCUCUUUCCCGCCUGAUGGGAAAGCAAGAGUAACAGGUUUCCAUAGUCAGCUCCUUGAGAAGAGAGAGUAUGUACUUUUGACUCAAACUUGUGUUUUUUUAAUAAAAAAACAACAACCAUCAGGAUCAUACUUUACAACCAACUCCCCCUAUUUCCUGGCUACCUUCCAAGGAGAAAAUAUUGAGAAGACAUAGACAUUUCAGAUUGUACUUCACAAGUGGUUUGUAUUUGUGUGUGGUUAUUUGAAAUAUAUAAGCCAAUUUUCAGAACCACUGCAGUCUGUGACUGUGUUGAAUUCAGCUUUGGGCACAUUUUAAGUGUGUUUUACAGUGACAAGCAGUUCUGUGGCUGCAGGGAAUAUAGGCCGUAGUGGCAUUCCAACUCAUGUUAAGAAAAUAGUGGUCAUGCUUUAAGAUCACACCUCUACCCGGGUAACCAGCAGGGUAGCACAGCAGAGCUUCAGGAUCUUUGUCCUUUACCGUUGUCAGCCAUUUCAGAGUUGAUGGUGAAGAAAAUUCUUUGGCCACACCGUUAGAAAUAAAGUGCUUUAUAGCCAUAAGACCAUUAUUAUUCACACCAUAUACAUGAAGUUAGGAGAUGCUGGUACACCAUAAACUGCACCCUACUAAGUAUAGUAACCUUGUCUUAGGAGGCUGUAGUCAAAAUAGUAAAAGAGACUUAAACUAGAGGGAGGCUCACACAUGGCUGCUGGAUGCAGCUGGCUAUAUAUCAGUCAACACACACACACACACACCCCUCUUUCAGGUGAGAAAGGGUAUGGAGUCAUGCCAGAAACUUGUAGUCUUGAGCUGUAUUCAGGUGGACUGCCACAGCUGGCAUUCCAACACGAAACAGACCUGCGCUGGUUGCUCAUUUGCUACUGAUCCAAAUUCAAGGGGUUAAUAUGAGUAUAUUAAUCUUUUGGCCACUUGGGACUAAUAAUUAAAUCCAGAGACUCCAAGAUAAUAAUAGCUAGGUAGGCUCAGCUCACUCUUUAAAUUUUAAAAGAAUUGCGAGAAGCAGUGUGCGUAGGAAGCUAAAUUUUGCGCCUCCCUGUAGCCUGGACUGCAAGAGCAAAGGGCGGCGAGUGAACCAGCCCCUCCCCACUGCUGCCUCCCACAGUUUGGUUCUCUCUGUUGACACCAGAUGGAGAUCUUUGUUCCUACUGAUGAACAGCCUUUUAACCUCUGGAACCUAUUUAUUGAUCCAGUCAGCUGUCUGUAGUGGGUAGUGUGGUAAGGCAGUUUUGUGUAGAGUAAAUAACAAGACCUUUGACAAAGUUACAGUAAAACAAAGCUAGACUAGAGGCAGCAAUUUCAUCAGUUAUUGUUACAGUGUAAAAGGAGGGGGGAAGAGGUAUUGCGAUGAGGUUAGUCUGAUGGACACAUUCCUGCCCAGCUCUGAAUAUGGCGACCAGCAAUUUGUCCAUAGCAAGCAAGGUCAAGCAUAGCCAAAAAGCCUAGAAAAGAGGGAGGGAGAGAGAGGGGGACGGAGAUCCGAUGAGGGACCAGGUGGGGAGGUGGAUACUGACCAAGUUUUAAAUAAAUGAGAUGCAGGCCAGAGUGGAGCCUAUAGGUGCAGUCCGAUCCACUCCUUCCUCCUGAUCUCAUGCACAAAAUACUAUGUCUCCUUUUCCUACAGGUCGCCAUGCAUGCCCUGGAGAACCCCUGUCCAAAAUGGAGCUCUUCCUCUUCUUCACCAGCCUUCUGCAGCAUUUCACCUUUUGCUUUCCCGGAAACUUUCCCAGGCCCAAGAUAGAAAGAGUAUUUAUCCUAAUCGCUAAUCCAUCCCCUUUCCAGAUUUGUGCCAUUCCUAGAUAAUAUUUCUAAGCUUAGUGUAUCUUACAGUUUAACCAUUAACCUCAAAAGCAACUACAGAAGCCAGGAACAUGAAGCAUUUAUUCAUUUUAUGUAUUAAUAAACAUACCAAUAAGUAAUAUCAGCACAGUUUACAACCAUAACACCAUACAAUAAAACCAUAUAAAAAUUAAAAUUGAAGAUCAACCAACUGUUAAAGUUGUAGAGUCAGGGCAAAAAACAAACAAACCCAGCCAUGGAAAAUGCAAGCAUGUGUUACAAGAUAUUUGGCUUGCACUCCCAGAGUAUAUCACCUCAAGCUUUUAAAUUUCUGCAGUGAGAUUUUAACCUCAUGUUCGUACAUUAUCUUCCUUCUGAUCACCUCACACAUGCAGUUAACCCUUUGAACAGCCUUAAGUGCGUUCCACAAUUUUGGGGUGUCUGUCUGGCAAGUCAUUCUCUUUAAAAAUAAAUAAAUUGGUUUUUCCAUGUAUACACCCUCUAACAAUAUUUCUCUAACAAUUUUCCAUAUUUACUCCCCUCCUCCCCGGACUUCCUUCAUAUUCCCAUUUUGUUUUAUUUCAAUAUGCAAGUCAUUCUCUUUAAAGUAAAGGUCCAAAGGUUUAGCUAAGCAUUCUUUGGACACUGCACAAGUGAGAAGACCAAGGUCAAAGUACCAGUUUUGGGUCCUGGGGGGAAGUGCACCAAAGUUUAAGUUAAUGGAGACUGGUGCAUGAUCAGAGACUGUUAUAGACCCAGUUUCUGCACUCACCACCUGAUGAAGAUCACCUUUUGGUAUUAAUAUUAGGUCUAUAUGUGACAUUUAUGAGGAUUCCCUGCCUUCUGGUUGCAGUGCUGCCAAGUGUCCACCAGGUCCCAUUCAGUUAAUACUUCUUCCAGGCAGAGGUUGUAGAAUUUGUUCAUAUAUUGAUACUUACUUCAGUCCUUAGAGUCACGACUGCAGCAAUUUAAGUCUCCUAUUAUAGUCUGUCCUCUUAAAAUGGUCUAAUUCUGUUAAUGUCUCCCAAAUAAAGUCUUGUUGUGCUGAGUUGGGUUCAUAUAAACCAGUGUGGUGAUUGGAUGGCUGUCUAUGACACCACGAACAAAGAGGUAACUGCCUGCUGGGCCUGCCAAACUUUCCUCAACACUCAGAGGGCAGAGUUUGCUUAUCAGGACAGCCACACCUCUGGCUUUUCCUAAGCCAGGGGCUUGUAGUUGUGUCUCCUACAGGAGAACAAUCUGGAUGAGUGCCUGGUCUUUAGCUCCUGAACAGCAGGAGACCUGCCUAAGUUGCUUUGCAAAGUUUUUCCUUUCUGUAUUUGCCACAGCAGGGGGUGAGAGGAUUCUUUAACAUCUAUUUGCACUUAAUGUGUUUUGGGAAAAUCAUGUCGAGGAGAUAGCUGCUCUUUUGGACUUAAGGGAUUCCAGUAUCCUGGUGUCCAAACAACUCAUUCAUCAAUCACAGUUCCAACUUCACUCAUUAGCUAAAAACACUGAAAAUCAGGAGCAGCCAGACUGGCCUGUCUCAGAGAUAAUGCUUAGAAAUGUGCCUGCACAUUUUGUUUUAUAACUUUCUUUCCAGAAGGCCUAGAGACUUACUUUUUUAAAAAAAUGAAAACUUGGAGUCUGGGCCCCUUCUCUGGGAGGGAUGGCAGAUUUGCCUCUGGGUGACAUCCUCCCUCCCUUCCUGCUUCCUGCCCACUUGCUCAUGGCAGCAAUGCCUUCUCCUCCCCGGGGCAAUAUAUUCAGGAAAGCCUUCCCUCUCCCACCCUCACUUCCAUUUUCUUUCUCUGGUUCAUUCUCCUUGCUUUCUGGCUUUCCUGCAUUCCCAGAAUAGUUUAAUAAUCUAUCCCUCUUCACAGGGAACUCUGGGAAUGGUAGCUCUAGGAGGAGAAUGGGGGACUUCUAGCAACUCUUGACAGCUUUAACAUCUUUAGAGGAAGCUAUGGCUGUUUAUAAAGUGCUUUAUAAUGUAUGGUGUGAGUGUGGAUGUGGAUGUGGUCCUGCUCCUUGUGAUCCUGCUCCACUAGAUGUCACUAUUUCUAAGCAAAAAUCUCACCCCCUCCUGUCUUAAAAAAGACACACAUCAAGUGGAUAAACAUGUUUUUUCCAGCUAAUAUUAGAUGAUUGUUGUAAAUUGAAGCAGGUAUAGGAAUUGUAGGUGGGGUGGCAAGACGUAAGAGGAGGAACGUACCCAAUAUUUCUAUAUUUUACAUAUUGUGACUUUGAUUGAUUAUAAACAAUAAUGGCAGCAAUUAAUUAAUUAAUUAAUUAAUUAAUUGUUGCAAUUGUUGGGAGUGAUUUGGCAUUUCUUUGCUGGUAUUCUGGAGGUUGAUUUUACCAUGAAAUAUUAUAAUUGACUUAAGUCAUUUAUUUUUACAAUUAUAUAUAUAUAGUUUUCAUUAUAACAUAUUUGCAUUGGAUUGACUUAGUCUAGGGUGGGAACUUAGUUGUAGAUUUUGUCAUUUCUUUGUAGAACUGACCUGUGCAUAGCAGUGUAGAAAGGCAGUAUACAAAUGGAACAGAAAUGAAUUAAAAAAAAACAAGUUUAGUUUUAAUAAAAUUAUGAAUCUGCACCUGACUGUUACUCAGAGUAUACCUAUUGAAAUUAUUGGCCCUAACAUAGCUGAGGUGUGCCUAUGUUGCAGCAAGAACCAUUUUUGAAGAUGCCUUCCAUCCUGUGUGACGGCCAGGCUGUGGCUCAGCAAUGGAGCUCCUGCCUUACAUGCGAAAUCUCCCGGGUUCAGUCCCCAAUGGCAUCCCAAAGGAGGCAGGGUUAUACAAAGUAAGAGGCCUCCCCUUUCCCAGGAGGGAAUGUUUCUUCUAAAUAGAGGCAUCCUGUUAUCUCUUGUGGCCCUCCAGACAUUGUUGCAAUCUGCUAUUUUUCUAGAAAAAGAGGUGCAGAACUCACCAUGAACGCCUCCCUUGUUCUCUUAGAAUGGCACCUACCCGAGAGGGGCCGGAACUGAGUUCCAGUGAGUUCCAGCUGAAGAAAAAGCUCUGGUUGCAAUACUAAGGUUCUCAUCACCACUGACCAUGCUGGCUGGGGAAGGUGGAAGUUCACAGGUUCCCCAUCCUCGAAAUAACCAAAUAACAGAAUGCAUCCCAAUGUCCCAGAAGUCUAUGAUUUUGAAAUGAAUUUUUACAGAUUUGAACAACUCCCUCCCUCCCUUUGAAGUGGCAGGGGAAGACAGCAAAUUCAUCACCAGGGAGAUGUCUGAAGGGAGUCUUCAAAGUCAUUGUGAUUUACUAAUUGUAUUUAUUUAUUUUUAAAUAUAAUUAUUGCUUUGUGU